GCGCAGUAGAUCUUGUGAGAAGUAACUUAGAGACUGUGCACUGGACUGUGCAAAGAAGAUGGAAGGUGGUUUCCAAGUGGAUGUGAUUCUGAGCAGUUUGAGGGAAUUACAGAAAGCAAAGGCCCAGAAUGAACGAGUGCUGGCUGGAGAGUACGCUAAACGAAAGCAAAUUGAAGCUCAAUUGGAAGUAACUAAUGGAAAGCUAAUCGCAACGUCAGAGAAACAAAACAAGAUGAAGGAGACACUUCAAGUGGCUGAGCUCAAAGUUGCCCAAACUCAGGCACAAGCAAAAAUGUUUGAACAGCUGAACUGUGAAAGAAGAGACAAAAUUGCUCAGCUCAAUUCACAAAUUGCACAGAAAAAUGAAGAACGACAAAAUCACAUGGACACAUACGAAACUCAAAUGACAACACUAACAGAAAUGUUCCGGACAACAUGGCAAACUCAAAGUGAUGACGCUAUAGAUCUACAACAAGCUCAAUACGAGCGAGAGAUGGAUGAACAUACUGCCUUGGUUGCUACCAACAAACUACAAUUGGACAAGCUCUCUACGCAGCUUGAAGAAGCAACCAUUGAGCACAAUAAACCCACGGCACUAGAGGCACUUGGAGGAGUGACAGAGAAAACGUGGACCUCAAUAAUGGCCUUAUUUGAUGCUGAAUAUAAGGACUCAAUGGAGGCUUUAAGAGCAAAGCAGGACAAGGACAAGCAACACAUUGAGCAACUCACUGCUGAGCGUCUCAAACUAAUCAACAUACUUGAGGACAUGCAGACAGUAGUCCAGAACAAUGAGGAGUGA
Messenger RNA from Halichondria panicea, 799 nucleotides. RefSeq lists its product as uncharacterized. Gene Ontology annotation, cellular component: synaptonemal complex. Lineage: Eukaryota; Metazoa; Porifera; Demospongiae; Suberitida; Halichondriidae. The coding region runs from base 59 to 799 and encodes 246 amino acids. Gene Ontology annotation, biological process: synaptonemal complex assembly. The transcript has 6 exons. The record is from RefSeq and is a predicted model, not a curated record.